Sinocyclocheilus rhinocerous is the source of this 2756-nucleotide messenger RNA. It is a transcript of the gene slitrk5b, whose product is annotated as SLIT and NTRK-like family, member 5b. Lineage: Eukaryota; Metazoa; Chordata; Actinopteri; Cypriniformes; Cyprinidae. Bases 153 to 2720 code for a protein of 855 amino acids. Gene Ontology annotation, biological process: axonogenesis; positive regulation of synapse assembly. The record is from RefSeq and is a predicted model, not a curated record. Gene Ontology annotation, molecular function: protein binding. The transcript has 2 exons.
UCACCGUACACUGGGAUCCGGGAACCGAAUUAAAAUGUAAAUACAGCAACAGCUUCAACGCAAAAACAUCUUUCCAGAUGAGAUGCGUGUUUUUCCUCUGCGGUGCACGCGGAUGACAGCACACAAUAUCUACUCAACCACCAUCCAUCGUCAUGAACAUGCAUAUGUGGAUAUUGGCCAUACUGUCUUUUGCCACGUUUUUCACCUUAAUUGAGAUGUUAGACAUUCAUGGGGAUAUAUGUACAGGCCUGUGCGUCUGUGAAGAAAGAGACGGGAUUUUUACAGCCAGCUGUGAAAACAGAGGAAUUAACAAUCUGUCUGAGGUAACACCUUUACACUUCACUGCUUAUCAUCUUCUGCUCACAGGGAAUCUGUUAAAGAAAGUCUCCCUCAACGAUUUCGUUCAGUAUGAAGGACUCACCAUUUUACAUCUAGGCAACAACGAUAUAUCAGAAAUCGAUGGUGGGGCUUUUAACGGACUCCAGGGAUUAAAACGACUGCAUCUAAACAAUAACAAAAUCGAGGCACUAAAUGACGACACAUUCCUCGGACUUGAAAGCCUGGAGUACCUACAGAUUGACUAUAAUUAUAUUAGCCACAUUGAACAGAAAGCCCUGAGCGUUUUACGUCACUUAGAGGUGCUCAUCCUCAAUGACAAUUUGCUAUCCGCUCUGCCAAACAACAUCUUUCAGUAUGUUCCUUUAACUCAUCUCGACCUGAGAGGCAAUCAACUCAAAGUGCUUCCCUAUAUCGGCCUUCUGGAGCACCUGAGUCACAUUGUGGAGUUACAGCUUGAAGAAAACCCGUGGAAUUGUUCUUGCGAAUUAAUUGCGCUAAAAGCCUGGCUUGAAAGCAUAUCUUACACAGCUUUGGUCGGAGAUGUGGUUUGCGAGACUCCCUUUCGAUUGCACGGACGAGACCUCGACGAAAUCUCAAAGCAAGAACUGUGUCCCCGCAGAGCCAUCGCCGAAUACGAAAUGCGCGCAGAACCGGCUCACAGCAGCGAGAUCCUCUACAAAACCACGCCAGCGACGUUCACAGCGGGAUUUGCAUCCUCAACCAUCUUGCGCGCCACAAAAAGCAGCCGUUUAUCAGGAAAACUUCGCGUUAAACCCACUUCGCGCUCGUCUUCAAGCAAGCCGCAGAAUUACGGCCCAAUGUUGGCCUACCAAACCAAAUCUCCGGUUCCUCUAGACUGUCCCAACGCAUGCACAUGCAAUCUCCAAAUCUCAGACCUCGGGUUGAACGUCAACUGCCAAGAGCGGAAAAUCGAAAGCAUCUCGGAUCUUGAUCCCAAGCCGUACAACCCCAAAAAAAUUUACUUAACCGGAAACUAUAUCUCUUCGGUGUGCAGUUCCGACUUCAAUGGCGCAACCGGAUUGGAUUUGCUCCACUUAGGCAACAACCGCAUAGCCGUCAUUCACGAUAGGACAUUCGGCCAGCUUAUACACUUAAGAAGGCUUUACUUAAACGGCAACUUAAUCGAGCGGCUCACCGAGGAUAUGUUCUACGGUUUACAAAGCUUGCAGUUUUUGUAUUUGGAGUAUAACGUUAUUCGAGAGAUCGCAGUUGGCGCCUUCCAGCAGGUGCCCAAUCUUCAAUUGCUGUUUCUCAACAACAACCUCCUCAAGACUCUACCACUGGGCGUCUUUGACGGAUUAAGCCUGGCUCGAUUGAAUCUGCGCAGCAACCACUUACGAACUCUUCCGGUCGCCGGCGUUCUCGAAGACCUAACGGCGCUGGUGCAGAUCGAUCUCUUCGAGAACCCUUGGGAUUGCUCGUGCCUCGCGGUGGAGAUGAAAAACUGGUUGGAGCAGCUCAGCACCGGUACCGUGGUGAACAGCGUCGUUUGCGAAUCUCCGCUCAGUCUCUCGGGAGAGGAUAUGCGAUACGUUCGUGCAUCUCAUCUUUGCCUGGAAAGCUCAAACACGAAAUCUACCGUCGUGCUGCCCUCGGAGGAAUCCUUUCCUGGUAGUACUAUCACUUUAGAAUCAGCCGUGGAUUAUGACACGCAGUAUCCCGCGGUCCCCCUUUCCGUUCUUAUACUCGCUUUGUUGCUCCUUUUUAUAUUAUCCGUUUUCGUCGCCGCUGGAUUGUUUGCUGUCAUAAUGAAGCGGCGUAAAAAGUCUGAACGCCUGGCUUCGGUAACCGCCAAUGCAAGCUCCUUCAAUGCAAUCUACACCGACAGAGCGAAGUCUAGAACAUCGACGGGCCACGUCUACGAGUACAUCCCAUCCGCAACAGAAAGCGCUGCGAAAAACGGCCCCUAUAGUGAGGGAAGCGCAAUCGAGAGUUACAGAGACUUCGAAGAACUCAAUAGAGUUCUGGCAUCCAAUUUGGAUGAAGACGUCGGGAGCAACGCGAUAAGCUCCGAGUUCAGCGCCGGCACUCCAGACGCGCUCAACAGACACUCUCCUCUCUUGGAUGUCAACUACUUUUACCGAGAUAUCUUGACUAGGGACCAGCAGGCCUCUUACAGGGGUAAUUUAGCAUGUAAGCAUGGCACACAUGCAUCAGCUCACUGCGCGCCAGACUUUGAUGCGAGACAUCAAUACUUGAAUCCGGAAAGGGUACAGCAGACCAUGGUGUACUGCUCGACGCCAAACACCGUCUACAUAGAGCCCAACAGAAGCGAAUACUGGGAACUGAAAGCCAAGCUUCAUUUCGAACCGGACUAUUUGGAGGUUCAUGAGAAAAGGACGACCUUCACACAGUUCUGAAAUAUGGAUUUUUCUUGAUUUUUUUUAGUUUGGGAG